CGUGAUCGGGCUUCCGUUUUUAUCACCAUUGGUCCGCUAUUCCAAUUUAUUACCAUAAUAGUGGAUAGACCAGGAGCUUAUGCUUGGCCUCCUUCGUUUUCCCAAUCAUUGAAUAACACUUUCCCAACCAUUGAAUAGCGCCCCAUGAACGAUGGAAAUCAUUACCGACCUGCAAUCUCCCCAAAUCCCUCCGCAGAUACUCAACCGUCGGAUUGGGCAUACAUUGCCGAAGGAGGCGCCCAUAUUGUUUUCUCAUAUCAGGGUCGAUCUAAAACGUAUGCUACAAGAGCACUGCGUGUCCGAAAACCUUCGGCAACCACAGAGCCGUUAGCUCAAGCAGAAGAAAAUGACUUGUUUGGCCAAUGGCGACGGAACAUACUGCCUAAAUUGCUUCCCCGGCAAUUGUUGACUACGUCUAGGGAAGUGAUCUUGGAGGAUAGGUGGUACAAGGAGUUGCUUGCUAUGGUUGAUGUUGUUAGGCCAGACCAAAGGAAAUCGGGCAUAGACUUCGCAGCGAAAGGGGAUCGGAGAGGGGUGCUCUUGGAGGAUUUGACGUCUAGUGAAGAUGACGGAGCUAUUGCAGUAGCCAUCGAGAUUAAACCGAAAUGGGGGUUUCUGCCAUGUACUGAGCAUUUACAUCCGCCAGAGUCAGUUUCUAUCAAAUCUCAUGUUUCUCGGUUUCGCCUACACCAACAUUUUCGAGGUUGCUCAGAUGACCCUCCUUAUGACCCUCUCGAUUUAUUUUCAGGGGACAAAAUGAGGAUGCGCACCGCGCUCGAUGGUCUCUGGACAAUGUGGGAAAUUUCACGUGGGAAAGUCAAUAAUUGGAAGGUGUUCGUCGGCGGCAAAGAAAUCAGCCCUGAUGAUUUACAAAACGGUUUACUGCCUAUAGGAGGAGACGAUUUUGUCACUAAAAUAACCCAGCUAACACUUGACACUCUGCAAACAUCAUUUGCUCUCCCGCUACUCAAAAAUCUUCAGCAAAAUUUGGAUCCGAUUGACAUCUCCUCCCUUGCUGCCCUGUUCCAGGCGGAAUAUCCCAACUCUCCUCCAUUCGACCCCGAUCUGAUCCCUGACGUCUCUGCUGUAGAGCUAAACGGCUUCGUGGACAUCUACAUCUCCGAUCCUCAGGCUGGUCAAAGAAUGGAUAGCUGGAGCUUGCGUGAGAGAAUCAUCGCUUAUGCCCUCUCAGCCAUUUUCAAAGAUUGUUCGUUAUUUAUCAGGGGUUUCUUAAAGCAUGCCGAGGACGGGGUUUGGCGGUUGGUAUCAGGAAGCGACUCGGUAAAAGUCAUUGAUCUUGAUCUGAAGCCCAUCAAGAACAUCCAAAAAUGGGCGGAAACGGAUGAAAAGGUGUGGAAGUACUGGCUAGAAACCAAAGGGGCCAGGUGAAGGAUAUGUAAACAUCAGGAUUAUGUCUAGCGCAUGAUUCAUACCACCAAUACUCAAGGGUACGUAUCGUGUAGGGUACUACUACCAGCAGAAAAACAAGGAAAGAGAAUAAUGCAGUACUUUUAUAUUAUGACCUAUGUACAAGCGCUGCUGUCGUUGGUACUAGUUGCGCAUCAUAGGCGGUCUCUACAAGUACUGUGCAAGUAUAGCGCGACCCCACGAAGGAUAGUCAGCACCACGACGUAUCACUAGCACUACUAGAUUUAACCACCCGAGCCUUUUGGUGGAGGCCCUCCGUCACAUUACAUAUAACAGGAUAACUUGUACUGGCAGCGCAGGAGAGUAGAAACGGGAGGAAGAGCAAGGAGAUCGCGGAAGAAAAGGAAUAGAUAAGUUAAAGAUAUGAGGGGCGAUGGAAGCAGUGACAAAUAAAUGGGGGGGGAACAAAGGGGGCUGCAGGAAAAGGAUGGGGGCAGGGGUAUGUAAUGAUAGUCGCCGAUGUGGGAGCAAAGGAGGAGGAGGCAGUAGCAACAUCAGGAACUAAUAAAUACGGACGAUCGAGCUAUAAUAAUGACAAACAAGCAACAAUGUUCGUUUGUGUAGUCAACGAAGAUGGCGAGUCUUCCUGCGUGCCUUGUGCUGCAGCUGGCGGCUGUAAGAUCACUGCUGCUGUUGCUGCUGAUUGCUGAUAACUACGUACGUACGGCACUGCUGCGGCAGGCAAGUAACUAUAUUAAUUACAAGAAAUUAAUAUUC
Molecule: messenger RNA, 2145 nt
Organism: Cryptococcus deneoformans JEC21
Lineage: Eukaryota; Fungi; Basidiomycota; Tremellomycetes; Tremellales; Cryptococcaceae
Exons: 4
Coding region: 145-1389 (414 amino acids)
Biological process (GO): inositol phosphate biosynthetic process
Cellular component (GO): nucleus
Molecular function (GO): inositol-1,3,4,5,6-pentakisphosphate 2-kinase activity; ATP binding
Source: RefSeq, a predicted model, not a curated record